AUGGACGCUAUAUCCCCAAAUGAUAGUGAAUACAGUGAGCUUGAUACAUCUGAUGAUGAAUAUCUUCCUAGUGAAGAGGAAAGUGACAGUGAUUCACCGGGCCCGGGCAACCGCUUAGGCUUAACUGCCAAACAGAGUAAAGCGCAUAGCAAGAAGAGGCUCAGAGAUGACUCUGAUGAACAAGAUGACAUACCUUUGUCAGUCCUGAGGACCAGACUUCAUACAGUAGAUGUGGAUAUGUUGACCCAAAUGUUAGAUGAACCAAUGUGGGCUGACGUACCUUUUAUUGUCCCUGACACAACAUUCCUAGGUGAACAACAAAGUCUUCCGGACUACCUGAAAACUCCCUAUGAAUUUUUCAAAGAUAUAGUUACAGACGAAAUGAUUGAGAUGAUUGAAACCCAAACAAACAUUUAUGGAUUACAAAAAUCCGGGAAAGAACUGAAAACAUCCAGGAAGGAAAUAGAGCUUUUUAUCGGGCUUUACUUAAGAAUGGGGCUUGUAAAAGCUCAUAAUGCCAAGGAAUACUGGGCUGCAGAUACUAGGCACCCACCAGUAGCGGAUGAAAUGUCACGCAACAGGUUUACUACCUUAGCUACACAUGUUCACUUCGUCAAUAACGAAGAACUUUCAGAUCAAGAGAAAGAGCUGGACAGACUGUGGAAAAUUCGACCGUGGAUUGAAAUGCACAGAGCACAACUGGAAAAAAUAUCCCAAAUACAGUGUCAGAGUGUCGAUGAAAUAAUGGUAGCCUUUAAAGGAAGGUCCCCCAUGAAGCAGUACAUUAGAAAUAAACCUCACACAUGGGGCUUUAAAUUAUGGGCGAGAGCCGGCAGUGACGGAAUUUUGCACGACUGGGAUGUCUAUCAGGGUUCCUCUGGCAAGACCCAAAAAAAAAGUUCUGGUGCUUCGCUCGGCCUUUCAGGUGAUGUGGUUAUGACAAUGACAAAGAAGUUGGCAGAUGGAAAAAAUUUCAAAGUGUUUGCUGAUAACUUUUUCUCAAGCCUGGAUAUCGCCAAUUCAUUGAAAGAUAGAGCAAUUUGGUUCACCGGCACAGUAAGAGAGAACAGAUUGAAUGGCUGUUCCAUGAAAACAGAAAAAGCCUUAAAGAAAGAAGGUAGGGGAUCUCAUGACGCAGUGGUAGAAGUCAACUCCAAUACAAUAGUCGUCCGUUGGCUUGACAAUAGAAAAGUUGAUCUCAUUUCAACCUGCACUGGCACUGAACCCAUGUCAAAAGUCACCCGCUAUGACAAAAAGCAAAAGAAGAAAAUUGAGGUGCCCUGCCCAGCUGUUGUGCAGGAAUACAAUCAGAAAAUGGGUGGAGUGGAUUUGACCGACUGCCUAACUGCCCUUAACAAGUACCCUCUGAAAUCUCGCAGGUGGUACACGUACAUUUUUUACCACUCUAUCUGUGUGUCGGUAGUUACAGCAUGGCUUAUGUACAGGCGCCAUUGUGUCCUUCUGAGAGAAAAACACAUGAAUCUCUCACAAUUUCAAAGUGCUUAA
Molecule: messenger RNA, 1506 nt
Organism: Liolophura sinensis
Lineage: Eukaryota; Metazoa; Mollusca; Polyplacophora; Chitonida; Chitonidae
Product: piggyBac transposable element-derived protein 3-like
Exons: 1
Coding region: 1-1506 (501 amino acids)
Source: RefSeq, a predicted model, not a curated record